ACUACGGAAACCGAAAGGAGGAAUCGAAAGGCAACAUGAAGCGUUUUCAUUAUGUUGAUAGCGCACCAUCUUAACUGUGUAACGAGCUCUAGAUGACUACAAUCAAAUGACGAUAAAUCUGUUGAAGAAAAUUGAGCAGAAAAUCGAUUUACGAUCUACUUACUGUCUGCACUGUGAAGAUUUAUUGCUGACAUUUACAUUGAGGUUGCAUGUGAGACUAAGUGAUAGCUGCGUUGAAAACAUAUAAUACGAGGUGUUGACUGGGUUGAAAACGCUACUUCUUCCUAGUAUAACCAUGGGGUAUUCCAAGAAAUAAUGAACAAGGAUAAUAAUUAUUUUCCCAACGAGAGAAGAAGUCGUAAGGGCGGCCUAUCAUACAAGUUGCUAGCAUCGAGAUCGAAGAAGCUGAACAAUGGCUGAAGACUUGUGUUUUCGGUUUGAUGACGAAACUGACAACCAGCCCGAUGAAAGUGGAGGACGAGGAGGAGGACGUGGUGGAAGAAGAAGAGGAGGAAGGCGGGGUCCAGCAGCGGGAGGCAGAGACAGGAGGAGGGGGAGUGAGAUGUUUGAUGAUCGGUCUACAAACAGAGCAGAGCAAGGGGAGGGAGGAGCUCUACGGAGAUACACGUCAGCGGAAAGUCUGAACAGAGGUCAGAGAGGUCACAGAGAGAGGCCUUGGAGAGAAAGAGACGGCAGUGCAGGCAGACGAGGAAGAGAUGGCGGCUAUGAAGAAAGAGGUUACAACAGAAGACCUAGAGAUGGCUAUGGGGAAGGAGAAAGAGAAAGAUUUGAAAACCAAGCGGAGGGCCGAGGAGGAAGAGGCGGUGGGAGAGGAAGAGGAAGAGGAAGGUUCAACGUGAGAUACUUUUCUGACCUCACAGACCCUGCUGACGUCACCCUUAAACUGACUGGCAAGCUUCCAGAGUUUGAAGAAUUCGUAAAGUCUGACACCAUAUCUACAGACGACGCCUCAGAACUUCUUAAAAUAUUUGGGAAAGUUCUCGACUGCGAUAUGCAGAGGACAAGCGUCCUCAAAAUCCUCCACGUCGUCUGCAACUCGCGAUUCCUGGACACUCACUUAGCCAACAUGCUGCUCAAGCUAGAGGCGUCGCAUGCAGAUGGUCUGUUCUUCGAAAAUAGGUUGGAAAAAGUACAGCAGACCGUGGAAAUGAUGUGCAAGCUGAUAUCACACAUCUGUACCAGGUUUCCGACAUUUGCAUCAAAGGGUUGUCUACUGCUCAUGUCUCUAACCUGUCAGGCAGGCGUCAUGGCAGUCGUGAGAAAGAAACAGGGUCUGGAGGAGGAGGUGAGAGAGCUGAUGGCUGUAUGUCAGAAAAUUAUGACAAUGGCACAGGACCCCACUGAGAAGAAACAGAAUGUUAGGAAGGCUUUAGGCCCUAAUGAAGACGACGAAACUCCACCGGAGGACUUUACUGAACUGUCUAUUUUCCCAACAGGCCAGGACAUGGAAUGGAACGAGAAGCCAUUUCUAAGGGCUAACAAGACAGAAGGAGGGUACAAAGAUGUUAAUCACUACCUGGACGUUCAGUUUCGUCUCCUUCGUGAGGACUACAUACGACCCUUGCGUAAAGGCAUACGAGAGUACAAAAUAAUGAAGGAAAAAGGGGAAAAUAUCAAAAAGAAUUCAGAUCUCAGGUUGUACCACAAUGUUAAGGUUAUUGGUCUGGCAUGCAAGGAUAGCCUGGAACAUCGUAUUCAGUUUGACAACACACAUCUGAAGAACAUCCGAUGGGAGUCUUCCAAAAGACUCUUGUAUGGCUCGCUCGUCUGCCUGAGUAGGGACGACUUCCAGAACACGUUCUUUGCAGUAGUGACCAACAGGGAUAAGAAAGACAUCGAACAGGGCAUCCUUCAAGGUCCGAUUUAUGAACAGCAUUCACGGAUUCUCAACACUUCGGGCGACACCUUCAUCAUGGCAGAAACUACAGCCUACUUCGAGGCAUACAGACACGUGCUGGAGGGUCUCCAGGAGAUGAAGACAAACGUUCCUCUCGCUCGCUACAUCGUUGAGUGCAAAACUGACAUCAAGCCUCCCCAGUAUGCACGUGGCUACGGUACCACCUUGAAUAUCAGGUAUCUCCUGAAAGACGAAUGCCAACAGAAUACGCAGGUGUCAGCACUGCUCCCAACUCGUUGGCCACCCGUUGAAAACACACCUUUUAACCAGUCACAGUACGAUGCCGUGAAGACGGCCUUAACAAAGGAGAUCGCCAUCAUCCAAGGACCUCCUGGAACAGGCAAGACGUAUGUCGGACUGAAAGUGGCCAAAGUACUUCUAGAUAACAGAGAGGUUUGGACAUCAAAGACCGAUGCAAAGCCAAUGCUUGUAGUUUGCUACACUAACCAUGCCUUGGAUCAGUUUUUAGAAGGAAUACUGGAAUUCUGCCCAGACGGCAUUGUUCGAAUCGGAAACCGCUGCAAAACUGAGCAACUGGAUCGUUUCAACUUAAAACAGAUUAGAGCACAGAUAAGAAAAGAGAAGAGAGUCAAACUGGACAUUCGAAACAGCAUCAAUGACUGUUUCAAGGGGCUGUGUAAUUUGAGAGAAAGAGUGGAGCGCGUGUCGGCAAGGUUGGAAGCCACAACCAAGGGCAUUCUUGGAGAAAAUGCACUGAAGGAAGCAAUACCCAGCUAUCAUUACAUAUCACUGGUCAGGAAUAGGCAAACUGGGUUAACCGGUGCACCCAGUCGGCGUUGGCGCAGUAAAUGUACUCAGGAAAUAUUACCCGAUAAUUUGCUGAAACAAGUCAUCAACAGUAAUGUCUUCAGAGUAAUUGCUGAAACAUCCACACAGUCACCCUGGUACCGCAAAGACUACUGUGUGAAAACCUGGUUGGGACUCUCUCCAGAUACGAUGUCGCUACAGAACCUUCUGGACCAGUUGCUGGAGGAAGAUGAAGGCGAUGAGGCAGAGGAGAAGCUGAACGUCGACGAAGAAGCUGAGUAUCUGCAGAAGGAGCGACAGCUAGAUGACGCUGACGACGAUGAUCUGUUCGACUUCGUGAAGCGUCACAAGUACAGUGUCAAGGAUGCCAUCUCCGACCUUGGCAUUGUCACGACGGUAGGAAAGGGCAGUGACAAAGACACGAAUGGGUGGGAAAUGCCAAAGGCACAGAGAAAACAACAGGAGAGAAGACUCCAACAUCUCCUCAAGACAUCACAGGCCAUGUCCGAGAGAGAAGCUUCAGCCAUCACUGAUGUCUGGAGUCAUCGACUUCAGGUGAAAGACAGAGUGAGGCUGUACCUGUUCUGGCUCGACAGAUACCAAACCUCAUUAAAAGAUUCUAUAAAAGACGAGGCCGACACUUACGAGGAAGAAUCGAAACGACUGCAGGAGCUGAAGUUCGCCGAAGAUCGCGACAUCCUGCGCAGUAAGGCUGUCAUCGGGAUGACAACCACGGGAGCUGCUCGCUACCGCUCGGUACUGAAAGACAUCGGCUGUCCCAUCGUGCUGCUAGAGGAGGCUGCUGAGGUGCUGGAGGCGCACGUGGUGACGACACUGAGCGAGUCGUGUCAGCACCUCAUCCUCAUCGGCGACCAUCAGCAGCUGCGGCCGUCGCCCACAGUGUUUGAGCUGAGCAAGUUCUACAACCUGGACAUCUCGCUCUUCGAGCGCCUGAUCAAGAACCAGCUGCACCACAACCUGACCCUGCAGCACCGCAUGAAACCUGCAAUCGCAAACUUCCUGCGCCACGUGUACCCGGAUUUGACAGACCACGAGACUACAAAGAACAGGAAACCCGUAAGAGGAGUAAAGCAAGACGUGUUUCUUCUGCACCACGAGUUUGGCGAGACGAGAACGAACGAGACGAGCAGCAAGAUGAAUGAUCACGAGGCUGACUUCUGUCUGUGUCUUUGCCGCUACCUGCUACAACAGGGCUACACAACUAGUCAGAUCACCAUCCUCACAGGCUACUCCGGCCAGGUCUUUGCCUUGAAAUCUCGAAUGAAAAAAGAGGCAGAAUUCUACAAAGGAGUGCGUGUGACAGCCGUCGACAACUACCAGGGAGAAGAGAACGACAUCAUCAUCCUCUCUCUCGUUCGAAGCAACGAAGAAGGUAACGUAGGGUUCCUAGGGACAGACAACCGCGUGUGUGUGGCGCUGUCCAGAGCCAGGGAUGGGUUAUACGCCAUUGGCAACUUCAAGAUACUGACAGAGAAAAGUGAACUCUGGAAGAACAUUGUAAAGACCGCAAAAAAUACGGGCGAUGAAACACAAAGUUCUAAAAAAGAUGAUUUCCAACAUGUGCCGGAGGGUGGAUGCAACAGGCCGUGCACUUUCAGACUGAACUGCGGUCACGUGUGUGAGAGGCUGUGUCAUGGUUACGAUGCGGAUCAUAAGAAUUACCAGUGCAUGAAGAAAUGUGGACGCCCUGUGUGUACAGAAGGACACCUCUGCCUCAAGAAGUGCUACGAACCGUGUGGAAAAUGUACCCAGCGGGUGGAGAAGGUGAUCCCCAUGUGUGGACACAAGGCCAUGAUAGAAUGUCACAGAGACCCUCAUAUACUGCUCUGCACAAGUCGCUGCGAAGGAAAUCUUGAGAAGUGUGGCCACCAGUGCUCAGGGAAAUGUGGACAGUGUCGAGAGAGAAAGAAGUCACGUUGGCCAGUGCACAGAAGAGGUGGAGCGUGUGUGGCCAUGUGGGCAUCUCAUAAAAGCCCCUUGUUACGCAACACCGGCUACAAGACCUUGUCAUCAACCAUGUGGAGUCACGCUGGACUGCGGUCACGUGUGCAAGGGUUCAUGCGGAGAGUGCUUGGGUGGUCGCGUGCACAGGGGUUGCGGAGAAGUUUCCAAAACUUCUGCCGGGAUGUGAUCACGUGAGUCGUCUGCCAUGCGGAAGCAAAUGGAUGCCGUGCAAAGAGCCUAAAUGCCUGGACAUCAUGCAAGCACAGCAGAUGCAGUCUUGUCUGCGGCGAGCCGUGCAAACCCUGCGAAGAACAAUGUCCGUGGAAAUGCGAACACAAGAAAUGUCAGUCCUUAUGUCACAGUCCUUGUCCACCUUGCGAUUUCAAGUGUCGCCAAAACUCAAAUGCGGUCAUCUGUGCUCUGGUUUUUGUGGAGAGACAUGCCUUUGCUUUAAAUGCGAGGAAAAGAGUUUUGUUGCCCUGGAAAUUCAGGGACUGCUGUCCAAAGAGGAAUGCGCAAAGGUUGAUGACGAUACGUUACUGGUCAAGCUUCCUGACUGCAAGCACAUAUUUCGAGCCGAUAUUUUGGAUGCUUAUGUUGAGAGAAAGCCGUUAUUGCCUGGCAAGUUCCUCCUAUGUCCAGCCUGUAACACGUCCCUAAAGGACUGGCACUGCUGGCGGUAUCACGGGAAACUUAGAACCCGUCGACUGGAACACGAGAGAAAGAAGGCUGCACUAAAGACAUCAACCUUGGUGUCAUCACAACGUCAGCACAAAAUCUUCAAGUCGAUGGACAUGCUGAGAGGCACUGAGAAGGACCCACGAAGCUUUGCCUAUAGCGCGUCACGAAAAAGUCUGGAAAGUAGAAUCCUCAAUGUCAACCAGUGCUUUGCUUUAACCAAUCAGAUCAAGCUUGCCAAAAUGAUCGAGAUGAUCGACCAGCUUUUCCUCAAGUCACGCAUUGUUCGAAUUUCAGAAAGGGACAUAAUCAGCGAUCUUCAGGAUGAUGUCGAGGCCUUGAAGAAGAGUUGUGCUGCCCCCAGUGGACAACAUGAGUGAGCAGCGUCGACAGGAAAUGACGUCAGAAGCCCGGCGACUCGCUUACAUGGUGCUUCUUGCUUGCCUUAAGGGAAUGACUUCCCAUUACCUUUAUGAUCAUAGAGACACAAUGUCCUCUCUUCAGCGGCAAGCCGAGCAGCUUUUGCAAACCCUAAAGAGCAAGAAGAAAGGAUUUAUUCCAAUGGCAGAAUGUGAACACGUCAUUGAAGAAGGCAGAGAACAAAAUAGUACUUAUAAACUUGAACAGAAUGUGUCGACUUGUCCGUCCUUGGUGCAUCCCCUGAAGUGGAUCUGUGCGACAUCAGGGAAGUGGGUCAGCAGUCGCUGUCCUCGCGUCCUCUCAUUGAAUUUGAAUGAUUUUGUCAUUUGAAACAUCCCUCCAGUCUGUUGUGGCUGUGGUGAAGCGUGAGAGAAUUCUUGCACUUUUCGUCCAUUACUGAUUGGUUUUUAGAAAUAAUAAUUUAAUCAUAAACUUACAUUUUGAAGAUUUACUAAUGAUCUUAGUAUAAGCGAUUUGAUGAAGUCUUUUUUUCCUCAUACUAAUAUUUCUAAACCCUCGAUGGCAAAUGAAUAAUGAAAUAACAGAAUGAAAAUUAAUAAAAUAAAAUGAAGUUUAAUAAAAUAGAAAAACAAAACAAAGUGAAGUCAAACAGGAACAUAAAGCAUUAAAAGUAAUAGUAUGCAAUGCGUCUCAUGGAUCACAAAAUGUAAUAGUACUGGCCAUUAAAUUGUUUGCACUAAAGGCUAUAUGUGAUUAGGCAUCAAAGACAUUGGAUCUGGGCCAUGUGAGUUUAAGAAUAAAACAAAUUUAAAAAAGCAUAUAACAUGAAUUGUGGUAGAAAUCCAGUCCGUUUGACUGUGGUGAAGUCUGAGAAAAUUAUUGCUCUUUUUGUCAAUGACUCAUUUGUUUAAUUAUUCAAUCUUUCAAUCAUAAAUUUACAUCUGAUACUUUGUAGUUUUACUAGCGGUCUUUGUAUAAUCCAUGUAAGUCCAUUUCUAAUUCUGAUAAUUUUAAGCCCCCGUGGCAAAAGAAAUAACCCAUUAAAUUAUUUUAAAAAUAACAUUAAUGAAAAAUAAACUGAAAUAAAGCACACAAAAAAAUCAAGCAUAAAAGUACUGAAAGUGGGAGCAUGCAGUGUGUCUCACGAAAUUUACGGAGAACAGCUCUAAAGCAAUAUUAUCACAAUACGAUUAAAUUGUUUGCACUGGAGGCUCUAUAUAUAUAUAUAUGACGUAUAAUCUUUUAAUUAGCAGUCAUAACACCUCAGUUCACAAAUACACUGGAUAUGAGCUAUGUGAGUCCUAAAAUAAAGCAUGUAGAAAGAAACUGUGUGCUUAACAUAUAAGAACAUAGAAACUAAACCAAUUGUAUAAUAGUACUUUAAUUAGUGGAUUAUAAAAAUUCUGGAAAAUAUAUUUAUUGUGAUGUUUGUGGACCUGUCUAUUAUUAUUGUUAACAAGUUGGAUUUUAUGUUAUAAAGGUAAAUUUGUAUUUUAUCACGUGUUUUAAUUUUAAUUUUGUGAUGGUUUGUCUAAUUAAAUACAUUCGUUAGAUAACUAUUCACUAAAUUUACCUAAUUAUGUCCCCUGCAAGUAAUGAAAAGCUCUCCUUUCCUCCUCUUCUCGUCAUUUAUUAUUCGUUUGUGAAGAUGAAUUUCAAGUAGCUUCAAGUUCUUUUCUACCUUUGCAUUCCAGGUGACAUCGUAUAAUAUGAUAGACAAGAAAAACAUGAUUGUACUAUUUUUAAAUGGCUUCCUUCAAUUUUUUUUCAACAUGGUAGCUACACAUGAAGCGCGUUUUUAUUCUAGAUGACAUUGUAUGUAAUAAACAAGAAAAAAUGAUUGUACUCUUUCAUCCAACUAUAACAUGACCGAUACAGAAAAUGGGUAAAAAUAUGUGAAAUCCUUGUGUGGUAGACGCUUUUAUUAAAAAAAGCAUAUCUUGACUCCUCCACUCCCUUUCUUUUUCUGUCACACAAUAUCUUUAAUCGGUUUUUAUGUGUAGUGUUUGUUUUUGUAUUUAAAAAUUUUUUUGAAUAUUUUUUCCUUGAUUAAGUUGUUGUGAGGUUUUCAGAUCGACAGGUAGUGGUUGGACUAGUAAACAGCUGUGAUACAAAAUGAAAAAUCAUUUUAAAUUUACAUCUUUUUCCGCUUCCAAUUUCAAAUAAAGGAGUGGAGCAGAUGAUUUUAACCUAUUAAUCAAAGAAUUAUUCAUGGUCUGGUAAAUUCAUUUAACAGGUAAAUCAACAUGAGUAAGAAUAGACUAAUUGUUUUUUACUUCUCUAUAAUAAAUCUUUAUCAUCUUCA
This is a messenger RNA of Pomacea canaliculata, 8015 nucleotides long. Its product is annotated as NFX1-type zinc finger-containing protein 1-like. Gene Ontology annotation, biological process: regulatory ncRNA-mediated heterochromatin formation. Gene Ontology annotation, cellular component: nuclear RNA-directed RNA polymerase complex. NCBI's taxonomy places the organism in Eukaryota, Metazoa, Mollusca, Gastropoda, Architaenioglossa, Ampullariidae. Gene Ontology annotation, molecular function: helicase activity. The record is from RefSeq and is a predicted model, not a curated record.